Botrytis sinoallii is the source of this 2585-nucleotide messenger RNA. RefSeq lists its product as uncharacterized. The record is from RefSeq and is a predicted model, not a curated record. Gene Ontology annotation, molecular function: DNA-binding transcription factor activity, RNA polymerase II-specific; zinc ion binding. Bases 251 to 1645 code for a protein of 464 amino acids. Lineage: Eukaryota; Fungi; Ascomycota; Leotiomycetes; Helotiales; Sclerotiniaceae. Gene Ontology annotation, biological process: regulation of DNA-templated transcription. The transcript is spliced from 4 exons.
UGCUGUGAGAAACUGAGGCUGAAACUACGCUAACCUGAUUAGGCAAGGCUACCUAAUCAAUCUAAGGUGUGUUGCGCCACAGUAUGAAGCCACUUAUAUCGGACUCUCCGCGGAUUUAUGUUGACUUCAGGGCUCCAUGAAGUCGAUGUUCGCAGAACUUGAGAAAUGAUGAAGUCUUGAAUCAUUCUUUGCCUAAUUCCGAAAACAAACUGGUGUCAAAAUCACUUCGACAAAUACGCAGCAAACUAUCAUGGUCGGUGUACCAACAAGUAACAGGUGUGAUAACUGUCGGAUAAGGAAGAAGAAGUGUGGAGAGCAGCGCCCAUCUUGCGCAGAAUGCAUUCGUAGUGGUUGGGACUGUCCGGAAUACCCACCCCGUUGGAAAUUCGUGAACGAAACGCCUAGACUAAGGAAACUGUACUCUCGGCGGAGAUACAUCUUCGAAUCCAAUACUACAAGCCCAGAUGUUAUGAGACCAGAGAAGAUCAUCUUUGGGUCCAUAGAAUCUGGUUCGGACUUGUUUCUUUUGGAGAACUUUGAAGUAGUCUCUCCAGAAAUUCCCCGAUUUCAUGACAAUAAUCCUCUGGCUACUAAAUUGAUGUACUGUCUGGGAUGCAAAGUGAAAGAGCAUCUAGUACCUCUUUGGCUGAUUGGAUCAUUUUUUCAAUACAUACCUGGUCAUUUGGGCUACAACAUCGCUCUCGAUGACGCCAUAACUUGUGUUUGCAGUUUGUAUUGCGAUAGGUCUUCGAAUGAAUAUACCAAAUCGAAAGCCAUCUACAGAAAUUAUGUUCGAGCCUUAUCUUCAUUGCAAAAGUGUUUAGUCGAAGAACGUCUCCGUUUCCAAUCGGAAACAUUGUGUGCUUCUCUUUUAUUGCAGAUGUGCGAACUUGUUGUGAAUGUCGAUAAAGCCAAAUGGAUUGAUCUCGCUCGUGGGACUUCACAGCUCAUUCAAGCACGGGGGGUGGGUCGAUACAAAGAUCCAUUUGAUCUUGGAAUGCUUGAAUCUCAGCUGAGUUACAUUGUCAUUCAAUCUGCCAGAUUCAAGGAAGACUGCUAUCUUCGCCAACCAGAAUGGCGGGCCCUCCUUGCAACUACAUCUGCAUGGCCUAGCAACACAAUCACCACGAAUGAGCUCAAAUCUCUGGAAUUGCGGAUCGAGCUUUGCCAUCAGCUAUUCGAAAUACCCAGCAUUCUUAUGGAAGCUUCGUCGUUUCUUCAGAAUUCCGGUGGACUGUUGGCAGGCUCUUAUCCUAUUUUCAUGGAUAACAUUCUCGAAAUUUGCUCUAAGAUGAAGGCAUGGCUGAGUUGCGGAGUAGAGCCUCACAUUUUUCCUAAUCCAUGGGAUAAGGCUGAAGCUACAGUUCAGUAUUCGGACCCGAUUGCAGGUGUUGUAGACUGCGUAGCCAAUACAACACUUCUGACACUCGACAAAGUCAUCUGUUCAUUAUACCACGGAAGCAUGGCAACACACGCAGUUGACACAUUCGAAGACCCGGAAGUUGUAGAGGGGUGGUAUCGCCGCGCAAUAAAGGCGUACGAUUUCGUACAAGGCGAGUCAACUUUUGCCGCCAAACCUUUAGGAAUUGGGUUGCGACAGUUUCAAUCAUCUAGCCCGAAGCCACUCGCCGAGAUAAAAUUAUGAAAUUCGGGCACUAUUAUGGGCUCUCUUAGACACAUCGUGCUUCAUUACAUCUUGCCUGUUGAAAUUCUUCAACCCCACAACACAUUGCAAUCCACGACGCUUUGAUGGCGAGACUUGUCUUUAAAUGAUUGAUGAGCUUAGCCAUUAGGACCACGUUGCCUGAAAAGCAUUAACGGCAGACAUUUGUCGUCUCUGUUUGGUGCAUUUCUUCGAAGGAAAGAGUAUACCAUUUUCUAAACCAUACCACAACUCAUAGGAACAUAUAUUUACGGUUUGAGGGAGCGGGUGGUUACCGAUGCAAAGUCUACUAUACACGUAUAAGAUGCAUGUCAAAUGCUCGACAUGACCUCUCUCUCAACACGCUUUCUGAAUCGAACUUUGAGCUUCGCCGAAGUCUGGCGAUGAGAUACUAAGAGUAUACUUCUAAAUCAUCAGACUGCUCGACUUGCCUAAUGAGGCGUUGAUGCUAGCUCGUGCAUGGGUCGAUACAAAUUUAAGCGUCACGUGGUGAAAUUCGAAACAAAAUGGACUUGACUCCCUAAAGCUUACCUCGAUAUCAUUAACAGCUUUUAGUUCGAUGCUUGGGUAUUGAUCGAAGAAGUGAUAGGCAACAAACAACAUGAAGCUCCGGAUAAAGCUUUUUAUUGAACAACAAUCGUGGUUACAAGGGAAGGGAAGAUUAUUGGCACUUGUUGUAUUUUUAUAGGGGCUGAAAAGGAUCUUCUGUUUCACUCUCGUGCGAUUGUCUAUUUGAUAGCAUAAAUGGGCUUGAAAUACUGUAACGAAAAAGAAAGCUGUCAGAUUAGAUAGAAAACGGAAUGCGAUUCAGUCGCGAAGAAAAGAACGAAUUAAACCAUUGGCCCCAGACAGUAAAGUCUAGAAUGGUAAAGCUGACUGUCCCAUUGCCACUCCGAAAACCAUGUUAGCAAAGCAAUUAGCG